Messenger RNA from Triplophysa rosa, 2212 nucleotides. RefSeq names its product histone H2A-like. NCBI's taxonomy places the organism in Eukaryota, Metazoa, Chordata, Actinopteri, Cypriniformes, Nemacheilidae. Gene Ontology annotation, cellular component: nucleosome. The record is from RefSeq and is a predicted model, not a curated record. The transcript has a single exon. Bases 980 to 1366 code for a protein of 128 amino acids. Gene Ontology annotation, molecular function: DNA binding; protein heterodimerization activity; structural constituent of chromatin.
AAUGAUGUUCAUUUAAUUCAAGUGACUUGAAAACACAGUAAACGCACUCAACCUUUCAUUACAUGUUCAACACACAAAAAAACAGACCAAAAUCAUACGCGGCCUUAUCCAGUGGCUGAAGCUGGUCGUGGAUUUGACCUAAUAAUGCCAAAAUAAACGUUUCCAUCGUGGCGAAAAAUCCGCUCCUAAAACAAAGAAGCCCGCCGCCAAGAAGCUCAAGACAGCAGCGACAAAGAAGACCGCCGCCAAGAAAUCUCUUAAGAAGGCGAAGAAGCCAGCCGCCACCGCCGCUAAAAAGGCAACGAAGAGCCCCAAGAAGCCGAAGAAGCCAUCGGCCCCAAGAAAGCAGCUAAAAGUCCCAAGAAGACCAAGGAUGCUAAACCCAACACGACAAAGCCUAAAGCAGCUAAGCUCAAAAAGGCCGCCCGGAAAAAGAAGUUAAGUUAAUUUAUACCUUUUUCCUCUAAAAAGAGACUCUUUUCAGAGCCACCCACCAGCCCAGUAAAGAGCAUGUGUUCAGAAUAAAAGAAUAUGCUAAUGGCUAAUGGCAAAAUCUGAGCAAAAGUCUUGUAGUGUAUUUUAGUUUGAAAUAAUUUGGUUAAAAUUAAGUAUGCAUGAUAUAAUCAUCAGAGCAUUUUAAUUCACAAUCAGCGUCAUAGCUGAAGUUACGUGGUCCGUAUAAAUGUUUGUUUUUGUUCAUACUAUUGGUUUCCAAGAGACCGAAAAUAGCUGAUAUAAUGUAAAUUUAUAGAUUAUAAAGUCGCUGGAUGAAAGCGCCAAGGCGAACAAAAACUAAAACAAGGCGGGCAGAAUUAAAGAAAUGGGCGGGCUUUGGCGUUUGGAGGGAAGUUCAGUGAUUGGUUUGAACUUUACACAGACUCCAACCAAUAGGAGAAUGAGAAGCAAGGUUAAAUACUGGAAAUCACAACGUUGGGUAUUACUUCAAUUUGUAAUUGCGUUUAGCAAGUUUUAACCAAAAAUGACUGGAAGAGGUAAAACCGGCGGCAAAGCAAGAGCGAAGGCUAAGACUCGUUCAUCCAGAGCGGGUCUUCAGUUUCCAGUUGGCCGUGUUCACAGGCUUCUCCGCAAAGGUAAUUACGCAGUACGCGUCGGUGCCGGAGCUCCAGUUUAUCUUGCCGCUGUGCUCGAGUAUCUCACUGCUGAGAUCCUGGAGUUGGCUGGAAAUGCAGCUCGGGACAACAAGAAGAGUCGUAUCAUUCCCCGCCAUUUACAGUUGGCUGUGCGUAACGAUGAGGAGCUGAAUAAAUUGCUGGGCGGCGUAACCAUCGCUCAGGGAGGUGUGUUGCCCAACAUCCAGGCUGUGUUACUGCCCAAGAAGACCGAGAAGCCCUCCAAGGCUAAGUAAAUAACUUUCCCCAAAAUUAAAGGCUCUUUUAAGAGCCACCCACUUGAACUGUAAGAGUGUUUUCUUAUGAGUAAUAUAUAUGGUUGUUUUUCUAUUACAGUAUUGAGUUUCUUAUAUGAAAUAAUACAUUUUAGUUAUAGGUUUCAUACACUUCUCUGAUAUAGCAAAGGCUAUGAGUCUCAUAGCAAAGGUUAUGGCCUAAUGGGUCAAAGGUUAUGGGUCCACGAGGAGCACCAUUAGACAUCUGCUUAACAUUACAAAUACACGUACACUUUGAAUACACAUACACUUUGCGGACAUUAGUUAGUUCAAGUAUAUGUUUUGCAACACAAAUGUAGACAGUAUGCAUUAGCUUGUUAUUGAACAAAAGUCACGAACAGAUGUGUUCAGUAUUAACUUGUUUGAACCAUAAUCUUUUUGGGUUGCACAGUAUCCAUUUAACCAUGAGCUCAUGGUAAUGAAAACUACAUUAAGCAAGGAAGGGUUUAGUAAAUGACAAAUAUGAUAUACAUUUGCCUGCUAAAAGCAAAUGUAUACUUUUCUUUUAAGAACUUCAAAAGGUUUUCGCCACGGUUAAAUCCUAGCAUAGUAAACCUGACAUAUAAGCGUGGCAGGUUAAGACCUAAAUAAGAUAUAAUGGUAGCGAUUCAGAAAGAGGAUGGACUAACAAAAAGGUGAUAUCAUGUGAAACCUGAUUGGUAGAAGGUGAUGUCAGACGAAGCAUGAUUGGUUAACAUUGUGAAAAACAACUUGAAGUACUGUAUAAAAGAUGGAGUCAGAUAUGUAUUCUUUGGACAUCAUCCGAUGAACUCUGUGUGGCUCACGUGAGCAAAUAAAGUUUAAACU